GUAAAGGGCAAAAUAGUAAAUAUUUUAGAUGUUGCAGGUCACACAGUCUCUGUCACACUUACUCAGCUCUGGCCUUGUCAUGGGAGAGCAGUGUUAGACAGUAGGCAAACAACUGAACACAGCUGUGUCUUGAUGAAACUUUAUUUACAAAAAGGGGUGGUGGGACGGAUUUCGCCUGUGGGCUUUAGUUGCUGACUCCUGCUUCAAAUUAAGCUGUUAACAUGUUUUUCCCCUCUUGGAAGUGGUAUUGCCAGUUCUGGCGGUCUUUGCCGUAUGUACGUAGCAGUGAUGUGACUGUGGCUUCUCUGCAGCGGACGCCUGUGGUCUACUGUGUGAAGUUGGCCAGGGCCCUCGUGGAUGACUACUGCUGUCUGGUGCCCGGAUCCGUUCAGACGCUGAAGCAGAUAUUCAACGCCAGCCCUCGAUUCUGCUGCCAGUUCAUAACUUCCGUCACUGCGCUCUAUGACCUGUCAUCAGAUGAUCUCAUUCCACCUUUGGACUUGCUUGAAAUGAUUGUCAACUGGAUUUUUGAGGACCCAAGAUUGAUUCUCAUCACUUUUUUAAAUACUCCGAUUGCAGCCAAUCUACCAAUAGGAUUUUUAGAGCUCACCCCGCUCAUUGGAUUGAUCCGCUGGUGCGUGAAGGCCCCUCUGGCUUAUAAAAGGAAAAAGAAACCCUCUUUAUCCAAUGGCCACAUCAACAACAAGGUUGCACAGGACUCGGGUGAGGUGAUGGACAGAGACUCCCACCUCUUGUACUCAAAACUCCACCUCAGUGUCCUUCAGGUUCUCAUGACGCUCCAGUUGCACUUAACUGAGAAGAAUCUUUAUGGGCGCCUGGGGCUGAUCCUGUUUGACCACAUGGUCCCGCUGGUAGAGGAGAUCAACCGGUUGGCAGAUGAACUGAACCCUCUGAACGCUUCCCAAGAGAUCGAGCUCUCGCUGGACCGGCUGGCACAGGCUUUGCAGGUGGCCAUGGCCUCGGGAGCCCUGCUGUGCACAAGAGAUGACCUCAGAACCUUGUGCUCCAGGCUGCCCCAUAAUAA
Galeopterus variegatus (Sunda flying lemur) is the source of this 1045-nucleotide messenger RNA. RefSeq lists its product as uncharacterized. NCBI's taxonomy places the organism in Eukaryota, Metazoa, Chordata, Mammalia, Dermoptera, Cynocephalidae. The record is from RefSeq and is a predicted model, not a curated record. The annotation marks the transcript as partial. The transcript has 3 exons.